UGUCUGAAAAUGUGAAAACACCGGUUCGUCAAGAAGAAGACACUGACACCUGCAGUGACAUUGAUGACACCCUUACUGAACCACUCGAAAAGAGCAGAAAAAGGAGUCAUAGUGGUUCUGAGAGGAGCAGUGCUACUGAUUGCCCUCCUCACUUAACUGCAGUGACUGAAAAGUUGAAGACACCGGAUCGUCAAAAAGAAGACACUGACAGCUGCAGUGACAUUGAUGACACACCUACUGAACCAUGCAAAAAGAGGAGAAAAAGGAGUCAUAGUGGUUCUGAGAGCAGUGCUGAUUGCCCUCCUCACUUAACUGCAGUGACUGAAAAGGUGAAGACACCGGUUCAUCAAAAAGAAGACACUGACAACUGCAGUGACAUUGAUGACACCCUUACUGAACCACUCGAAAUCAGCAGAAAAAGGAGUCAUAAUGGUUCUGAGAGGAGCAGUGCUACUGAUUGCCCUCCUCACUUAACUGCAGUGUCUGAAAAUGUGAAGACACCGGUUCAUCAAAAAGAAGACACUGACAACUGCAGUGACAUUGAUGACACCCUUACUGAACCACUCAAAAAGAGCAGAAAAAGGAGUCAUAGUGGUUCUGAGAGGAGCAGUAUUACUGAUUGCCCUCCUCACUUAACUGCAGUGUCUGAAAAUGUGAAAACACCGGUUUGUCAAAAAGAAGACACUGACACCUCCAGUGACAUUGAUGACACACCUACUGAACCAUGCAAAAAGAGGAGAAAAAGGAGUCAUAGUGGUUCUGAGAGGAGCAGUGAUACUGAUUGCCCUCCACAGUUACCCGCAGUGACUGAAACGAGGAAGACUCCAGAUUGUCGAACAGAAGAAUCUGACAGCUGCAAUGACAAUGAUGAAAGCCCUAAUAAACCAUGCAGAAAGAGCAGCAGGUCGAAUAGUGGGGACUCUGAAAACAAAAGCAGUGACUCUGAUUGCCCUCUGAUAGUAUAUACUGCAGUGCAGGGAAUUGUCGGUAAGAACGACAAGAGUUACCAUGACGAUGAGCCUGGUUGCGAUGAUGAAGGAGAAGUCACUGGACAUACAUCAAUGAGAUAUUCUAGGACUGAAAGAAAUAGGAAUAUUGUUAGUGUGAGUUGUCCUGAGACAGAAGGAGAAGGGGUAUCGGAAGAAGUUAGGAUUUUCUCUCGUCACCCCACUGCUGCUUCAACAACCGAGGCUCGUAAUAUUGGAGAGGAACCGAUACCGUCAACAUCAUCUGGAGCUGCCGCUCACAUGUCAGAGUGCCGUAAGGAUAAAGAGUCAGAGAACUGUCCA
Molecule: messenger RNA, 1289 nt
Organism: Cryptotermes secundus
Lineage: Eukaryota; Metazoa; Arthropoda; Insecta; Blattodea; Kalotermitidae
Product: protein starmaker-like
Exons: 1
Source: RefSeq, a predicted model, not a curated record